UUCUUUCUCCUCUCUUUCUCCGGACCAGAAACUAGAACUCUCAUCAAAGUCUGUUCAUUUCUUUGAUAGGCUUUCUUCUUUCAUUGCCUUUUCCCGUCUUUUUUCUUGCAUUUUCUUAGUUUUUCUCAUCUUUCUAUUUAACGAAAAUAGAUAAAAAAAUCAGGCAUUUGACUUGAAAAGUUGCUUCUUCCCAUACCCAAAACCUAGCUUUUUCUUCAUUUGAGCUAAGGAUUACAAGGUCGUUGAUUACAAAAAUUCAUAGGUUUCAUUCUCAAUUCAUUCAUUGAUUUGUUUUGAGUCUCGUUAUUUCAUAACCUUCGGACGGACCCUUAUUUAAUCCUUGUUUAUAUCCAUAUUCACAGUCGAUCUUCUUCUUCCCGUCCUCCGUCCUACAGUCGUCAUUCAAUGGAAUAUGAACCUCUUCCAUGAAUGAGUCCGUCUCAUUGAGAAUAAAGUCAAAGACUUUGCGGGAUCAAAGAAAGAGGUCCUUCGUCAAAUCUAUUAGUGGAUCAAAUGGAAAGCCUAUCCUUCGGACAGGUCUCGUCUGAACUUUUUUUAUCAGUCUCGCCUUCUAGUGGAUAAACAAGGGUCCAGGUGACCAGUCUCAUUGAUAAGGGCAGAUUCACGAGCUAUAUACUCCGGAGGAGGUCGUCUUGACCCGAGCAAAGAAUUUGCGAAAAACCAUAUUCAUCUUUCAUCCUUCAGUUUCUUUUAUGUUCCUGCUUGAAUUUAUUCCACUUUCCCCUUGUUCAUUGAUUGCGCUCCUAUCCACUCCUUUUCCCUAUUCGAGGCAAAGGCCCACAAAAGGUUUGGAUUGAAAGUCGCUUUAUCCAUGCUUUCUUUAUUGCUUAUCCCUAGAAAUCCCAAGGCCUGAUAUGAGAAAUCAAUCAUGGUCCUAACCCUUGUUUUUGAAGGAUUUGCUUUGUUUUCAAUCUCAAAUAUGUCUGAUAAGAUAUCUUUUCUUUCAUCUUCCUUGGGGUGAGACAGAGCCGAUUGCUUCGAUCUAUUCCCCAUUCUUCCGGGGACAGAAUUUUCUCAAUUCCAAUCGACUAGGCGUAUCGAUUUUCUUGAGUAAUCUAUCUGGAAAUCCAGCCAUUGAAUCUAGAGAAAAGACAAGAAGAAGAAAGCCUACCUUUCGAAGACAACGAGUACAUUCCAAAAUCACUCUGACUCGGGCAUCUUUACCCUUGGCCAUGAACCUCCCUUGGAUUUUUGAUUCACGCAACUCUUCCUCCGAUCCAAAAUGAAGAAAAAAAGAAGGGAGAUUCGACCCUAGUUCUUCCCCUUACAAUAACUGGAAUGAAAAGGGAAUGAAUACCAAGACGCAUCCGGGAAUAAAGGAUUGAUCUCUCUUAAUAGACCGGCUAAAGCCCCGAUAUAGUACUGACUACCGGUCCCACGGAGAGAUAUCUUUUGAUUUUAGAUCUCGCAUUUCAAACCCUCCUACCAGAAGUAGCUUUUUAGAGCAGAAGCAAGAUAAGGAUGCCUUGGUAUUACAUACCAGAAAAUGUAUAUAUAGCGAAUAACCGCGCUUCUAUUGUCCGCGGAAUUCCUAAUUCCAUCUGACUUGAUAGUGGGGUGGAUAUUCCCUUUUUGAUGAAAAGAAAUAUCUCGCUUUCCGCCCCUAAUAUUCUUUACGGCGGAUUGAAUAUUGAUUAUUGAAUACGUAACAAAGUCUUUUCAUUCUCAUUCUAAGGAUAUUAGACAAAAAAGAAGAAAUGGCAAGAUAGUGUAUACCAAUAAUCAAUCUCAGAAUACAGGGAUUCUCUACAAUGAGACUGUAGACCAAUUUCAAGGGAUGUAGCGCAGCUUGGUAGCGCCUUUGUUUUGGGUACAAGAUCAUCCCUACCUAUUACUUAUCUUCUUCAGAGUAACUCGGAAUGAUAUCCAUCCGAAGAUACAUAUCUCUUUCUUUUUUUGAUAUAGCGGAAGCAAGAGGUCUUCUUUCGGCAGCUCGACCAGAAUGAGUAGGCCCAGGAAGAAACUGGAGAAGGGAAGAGGAACCCUUCCAGCUGAGCGAAUUAGAUCUUUCUCUUUAAAAGAGGAAUUGUUACACAGUGAGGUUAGGGAGGCUCGACAGUGAAGGAGAGGAAGAACCACGAAGCAGAAGUAGUCUCGGCAGAAGAGUAAUCGUCAGAAGCCCCAGAUUGACCAGAUUGAUAAGCAGGUAGGAAGACAGGUUCAAAGGCAGAAUAAUCUGUCUCGCUUUCAUGAAUGAAUAAGAUCCAGGCUCGAGAUCGGUAAGGAGCCGCCGGCGGUACUCGAAAGAUGAAUGGGUGGUGCAUUCCUCUCAUUCAUAUUUUGAGAAAGAAAGUUUGAGUGGCAUUAAUUUGAAUAUGGAUUUCGAUCAUUCUUUGAUAAGGAAUGAGCUUGAAAAUUCAAAGAUCAUUCUUUGAUCCUUAUCAGUCGAGUUAUUUCAUUGAAUAAUAAUCGUCGGGCUCUGAACCUUCCUAACCUCAGUCGAGUACCUUCGCUCCUCUCCUAUAUUGAAAACUACGAGUACCUUCGCUCCUCUCCUUCCUAACCUCAGUCGAGUGGCUUCGCUCCUCUCCUUAUCAGUCUCAAAUUCUUUGAUCCUCUCCUUAUCAGUCGAGUACCUUCGCUCUGAACCUUCCUAACCUCAGUCGAGUGGCUUCGCUCCUCUCCUUAUCAGUCGAGCUGCCCUUGUUCAUUGACUCCUUAUCAGUCGACUUUCUUCGAACCUCCAAACAAAGUCUCGCUCCUCUCCUUCCUAACCUCAGUCGAGCCGCUUUCGCUCCUCUCCUUUCAGUCGAGCCGCUUUCGCUCCUUCGCUCCUUCACAGAACCUUUACAUAAGCUACGCCCUUCUUCAUUGACUCCUUCUUAGUCGACUUUCUUCGAACCGCCCCUUAGAAUUUGGAGUCGAGUUAUUUCAUAACCUCCGGACGGACCCUUAAUUGAAUCCAUAUUCAUCUGUAAGGAUCAAAGAAUGAUCGAAGGAGCAAAGAAUUUGCGAAAGAGAAGUCCAUCAAUGAAAUUCACAAGUCCUUCGCCUACUACAAUCAGUGGAAAGCGUCCCCGACUAAUUAAGCUAAUCUGGACCUUUCUUUCUUUUUUUCAUUCUUUGGGCCUCAGUAGUUUCAUUUCCCCAGAAACCCUUAGGAAUAGCCCUGGGGAUUCUGAGCUUCUUAGAGCGUCAGCCUUAGGAAGGAAAGCUAUUCUAACCUCCACUGUCAAAAGGCAACUAGCUCUUCGGAAAGAGGCUUUUCAAAAAAGGUACUGAGGCUUCGGAAAGAAGACUGAUGCUUGAAGGAAAAGCUUGAAGUACAGCAGCCCGGAGCUAAGAUCAAGCGAGACAUCCAGAGGGUUCUCAGACGCGAGACAGAGCUUCAGGUUCUCAUACGACCUGAAUAUGGAUAAAAACAAGUCCUUCGGACAGGUCACGGUCGGAAAAGAACUCGCUUUCUUGGAUGUACUCCACAAGGAUCUGAAAAGAAAUGGGAAAAAACUCCGCCUUUCUCAGAGAAAGACUCAGUUCUUGAAUAGAGGGGAAUAAGAUCUAGAUUUCUUUUUCAUAGUCUUUGAAGGUAGGAGCAUAGAGGUAGAAAAGGCAUCGAGGGCAGGGAGGAAAGAAAUCCAUAACAUAAAUUAUAGGGAAUGAAAUUGAUAGACGCCCUUCUCAUCAAAUUAUAAACCGGCGUGGGGCUGCUGGAUGCUUCUGAUCAAUAGAAGAGGAAGAGGAGUAAGCCAAAAAGAAAGACCACCAAAAGUCACGACCACCAAGAUACGCAUAGUGAUUCGAUCUUUUGAUCACCCAUUUUUUGCAAACCAUUUUUUGGGGCUUCCGCCUUACACACGGAAGAUUGGAUUGCCUGAAUCACGAGUCCACUAUACUGUGUUACGAUCACCUCAUAUUGAUAAAAAGUCCAGAGAACAAUUUGAAAUGGAAAGAAAGAUCAAGCCUAUGGUCAUAAAAACAGAAAGGCAUGAAUUGCGCAAGAAGUUCUUUCGGUUAAAACGCCGUGCGACUCGGAGGACAUCAGACUGAUUGGGCAAACCAAAUUGAGACAGAAUGCUCCUACCCCACCAUGCCUGUCCCUUUACCGGUCCGUGGUAGUUUAAUUUGAGGGGGGUAUGAAGCGUGGAAAAGAAUGCAAGAAGUGUAUGAUACAAGAGGUAACCUUAAGUCAGGAGUGGCGGCAAAGCUCUUGAUUGAUCAACGCGAGUGAACUGUGCUUAGACGCUUCGUAAAACCGCACCGAUGACGGAGAGGAGCUGAUGGAUGAGUAGGCUUCCCCUUUCUCUUCACGGAAUGUGAUUUGGGACACGAUGGGAGUUUGCGUGCCUCGGUAGGAAAGAGAUCACCGGAGUAUAGCACAAGAUCGCCUUUUCUUGCUGCCAUGGGGUCGACCUGUAAACAAGGUAAACCCAAUGGGAAGCAAAAAACGGGAGGGUACCGCAUUGGGCAGAAGACGAUCCAAAAAGCGAAGGCUCACCCUUCAAAGAUCAAAGGAGUCAGAAAGAAGAAAGCCUAGGCAUAAAGAUAGCAGAGACAGCAGACGAGGGCAACCUAUCUGACUAAUAAGAAAAAAAAAGGGGGUGAGAUAGGCGAGAGGUAGCUUGCUUCCAAGCCGGCCGCGAGGAAGAAAGAGAUCUUUGCCGGUGCUGACUUGGAUCUCGGGUGAGGGAAUAAGGCGGCCAGAAGGGAGGAGCACGGUCGAAGCUUGGCUGACUUAGAUAGGCUAGCUUAGAGCUUGGCUAAAGCGAAGGGCUUACCAAGCGCGAAGGAAAGGGCCUGAGCCACUUGAGCCGUAUGCGGGGGAACUCGCACGUGCGGUUCUGACGGGGGGAGAGCUAGUAGGAGCCAUCCUAUCCCAAUAGCGUAUAUUUGGAGCUCAAUAUUCCAUCCUAUUUUCUUGCAAGACCCGUUCGGAUAAGGGAAAACUCCAGAGAUUGCUUCGAAGUCAGAUCCUUGUGUUGACCCUUUCCUGAACCAGAACCGGGAGGAGGAGGAGAAAAAUGUCCCUUGAGGGCUUUCCGGACUUUCCCCACCCCCCUUUCCAUUCUGCCUUCCCCUCUCAUUCCCCCUUUUUCAAGGUUUAUAUGGAAUUUCAUGACUCCUAAGGGAGCGGUCCGGAGGCUCGACUGAAAGGAGAGCGAGACUGAAAGGUGCGAAGGAGCGAAAGCGGCUCGACUGAGGUUAGGAAGGUUCAGAGCGAAGGUACUCUACGUUUCAGAUAUAGGUUCAGAGCGAAGCCACUCGACUGAGGUUAGGAAGGAGAGGAGCGAGACUAAGAAGGAGAGGAUCAAAGGAGAAGAAUUUGUGGAGAAGGUCCUUAUCUCUUCUUUAUGGGAGUGCAACUCAGAAUGGAAGAGGUUCAUAUUCCAUUUCAUGACUCAUCUGGAGUAGCUUAAUUAGUCUCAUAUUCGUUCAAUUCCACUAGUACGAGGGCCCCUCUCUGAUAAGGAAGGAAAGGAAAGAAGAAGAAUUUGACGAUCAAUCUGGUCCGAUGGCUGUUCUCCACUAACCACAAGGAUAUAGGGACUCUCUAUUUCAUCUUCGGUGCCAUUGCUGGAGUGAUGGGCACAUGCUUCUCAGUACUGAUUCGUAUGGAAUUAGCACGACCCGGCGAUCAAAUUCUUGGUGGGAAUCAUCAACUUUAUAAUGUUUUAAUAACGGCUCACGCUUUUUUAAUGAUCUUUUUUAUGGUUAUGCCGGCGAUGAUAGGUGGAUCUGGUAAUUGGUCUGUUCCGAUUCUGAUAGGUGCACCUGACAUGGCAUUUCCACGAUUAAAUAAUAUUUCAUUCUGGUUGUUGCCACCAAGUCUCUUGCUCCUAUUAAGCUCAGCCUUAGUAGAAGUGGGUAGCGGCACUGGGUGGACGGUCUAUCCGCCCUUAAGUGGUAUUACCAGCCAUUCUGGAGGAGCAGUUGAUUCAGCAAUUUCUAGUCUUCAUCUAUCUGGUAUUUCAUCCAUUUUAGGUUCUAUCAAUUUUAUCACGACUAUUUCCAACAUGCGUGGACCUGGAAUGACUAUGCAUAGAUCACCCCUCUUUGUGUGGUCCGUUCUAGUGACAGCAUUCCCACUUUUAUUAUCACUUCCGGUACUGGCAGGGGCUAUUACCAUGUUAUUAACCGAUCGAAACUUUAAUACAACCUUUUCUGAUCCCGCUGGAGGGGGAGACCCCAUAUUAUACCAGCAUCUCUUUUGGUUCUUCGGUUUUCAAUGGCCCUUUUCAGAUGCAAAUCUGAAUACGCAUUGCGCUAUAUGCUGGGACUGUCUGCUUAAUGGUACUCCUACUAUGUUCAUCAGUGGUUUUCUAGUCAAACCCCGAUCUAGUCAAAAUGGAGUAUCUAAGACACAAUCAGCAGGUAACCAACGACAUACUAGUAGUCUAGUAGGAACCUCAGAGACUACAUGCGCAACAACUUAUCCUAAAUCCUUCUGUGAGUGGCUAGCUGGAAUUAUCGACGGUGAUGGAAGUAUGAAAGUGAGUAAACAAGGAGAGACUUCUCUUGAAAUUACUAUGGGACUUGAAGAUCUACCACUACUACGAUAUAUCCAAGAUAUGCUUGGUGGAAGUAUGAAAAUGCGAUCAGGUGCUAAAGCUUAUCGUUAUCGACUACAUAAUCAACUUGGUAUGAUGAAACUAAUUCAUUGUAUUAAUGGUCAUAUUCGAGAUUCAGCACGACUACUUCAACUACAUCGUGUCUGUCAAGUACUGGAUAUCCCUCUCAUUCUACCUAUUACACUAGAUGCUCAAUCAAAUUGGUUUGCAGGAUUCUUUGAUGCUGAUGGUACCAUUGGUUUCGCUAUGAAGAAUCGACUACCGGUCCGUGGUAGUUUAAUGAUUCGAGUCACUAAUAAACAUCUACAAGAUGUAGAGUCUUAUAAGGUAGUAUUUGGAGGAAAUAUCCACUUUUCUAGUAGUCAAAAUGGUUACUAUCAAUGGUCUGUACAAAGUCGAAAAGAUGUUCUCAUUCUGCUAUCUUACUUUCAAUCAAGUACUUUCCGAAGUCAUAAAUCACGACGAUUCUUCCUUAUUGAGGAAUAUUACAGUCUUUACGAUCUCAAAGCAUUUCACCCUGAGAGUCUGAACCAUAAAGCAUGGCUAGCUUUCCUAGACAAAUGGAAGAAGUUGAUGAUAUAGUCCACCUUUCUUCUAUUCAUCCGCUUCUAUUAGUAGAAGAGAGAAGCACCCUGAAGUUUACAUCCUCAUUCUGCCUGGAUCCGGUAUCAUCAGUCAUAUCGUUUCUACUUUUUCGGGAAAACCGGUUUUCGGGUAUCUAGGCAUGGUUUAUGCCAUGAUCAGUAUAGGUGUUCUUGGAUUUCUUGUUUGGGCUCAUCAUAUGUUUACUGUGGGCUUAGACGUUGAUACCCGUGCCUACUUCACCGCUGCUACCAUGAUCAUAGCAGUCCCCACUGGAAUCAAAAUCUUUAGUUGGAUCGCUACCAUGUGGGGGGGUUCGAUACAAUACAAAACACCCAUGUUAUUUGCUGUAGGGUCCAUCUUUUUGUUCACCAUAGGAGGACUCACUGGAAUAGUCCCGGCAAAUUCAGGGCUAGACAUUGCUCUACAUGAUACUUAUUAUGUGGUUGCACAUUUCCAUUAUGUACUUUCUAUGGGAGCCGUUUUUGCUUUAUUUGCAGGAUUUCACUAUUGGGUGGGUAAAAUCUUUGGUCGGACAUACCCUGAAACUUUAGGUCAAAUCCAUUUUUGGAUCACUUUUUUCGGGGUUAAUCCGACCCUCUUUCCCAUGCAUUUCUUAGGGCUUUCGGGUAUGCCACGUCGCAUUCCUGAUUAUCCAGAUGCUUACGCUGGAUGGAAUGCCCUUAGCAGUUUUGGCUCUUAUAUAUCCGUAGUUGGGAUUCGUCGUUUCUUCGUGGUCGUCACAAUCACUUCAAGCAGUGGAAAUCAGAAAAGAUGUGCUCCAAGUCCUUGGGCUCUUGAACAGAAUUCAACCACACUGGAAUGGAUGGUACAAAGUCCUCCGGCUUUUCAUACCUUUGGGGAACUUCCAGCUAUCAAGGAGACGAAAAGCUAUGUGAAGUAAAAGAAGAAAAAGUCUGAGACUGCUACUAAGAACCUAACAGAACUUUUCAAAAUGUG
Molecule: messenger RNA, 8069 nt
Organism: Cucumis melo (muskmelon)
Lineage: Eukaryota; Viridiplantae; Streptophyta; Magnoliopsida; Cucurbitales; Cucurbitaceae
Product: intron-encoded DNA endonuclease aI4-like
Exons: 1
Coding region: 5541-7109 (522 amino acids)
Biological process (GO): mitochondrial electron transport, cytochrome c to oxygen; electron transport coupled proton transport
Cellular component (GO): membrane
Molecular function (GO): cytochrome-c oxidase activity; heme binding; endonuclease activity
Source: RefSeq, a predicted model, not a curated record